Messenger RNA from Drosophila kikkawai, 1695 nucleotides. It is a transcript of the gene ppk8, whose product is annotated as pickpocket 8. Gene Ontology annotation, biological process: sodium ion transmembrane transport. Lineage: Eukaryota; Metazoa; Arthropoda; Insecta; Diptera; Drosophilidae. Gene Ontology annotation, molecular function: ligand-gated sodium channel activity. Gene Ontology annotation, cellular component: plasma membrane. The record is from RefSeq and is a predicted model, not a curated record.
AUGCGAGUGCCACGCCAUCGACAGAAGGCUCUUUUUUGGAGCCAACUAAAGAAUCGAAAUAAAUUUGAGCAGAAAACUAAAAAAAUCUCAUGGACCACUUGGCGACGCAUUUUAUCCAGAAAUACAGAUGAAUUCUGUCGCAAUACCACCAUUCAUGGCUUAAAGUACAUUAACAACAGCAAAUUACGCAGCAGCGAUAGAUUCUUUUUCGGCAUAGCUCUCCUGGCGGUUCUAUCCUUCGCCAUCUAUCUCAUCCAGGAUGCCUUCGACAAGUGGAACACCACACCGGUGAUUGUGGGCAUCGAUCCGGAGCUGACUUCUAUAACAAACGAACCCUUUCCGGCGGUGACCAUCUGCAACUUAAAUCAAGCUUUGGCUGAAAAAGUCAGCAAUUUGGACAAAAACUCUGUGGAGUUUGCCAUGCUGCAGUCGCUAUGCCGCAGACAAGUGGAUCUUAAAAUGGUCAACGGUAAUUCCUCAAACUGGGAGGAGUUUAUACUGAAUAUUUCUCAACCCUGUAAAUCGAUGGUGAUUGCCUGUCAUUUUGGCGCCGAUGACUAUGAAUGUGCCCGAUUAUUUCAUCCCAUUGUCACCGAUGAGGGUCUCUGCUGUGUUUUCAAUAUGCUUCAACCAAAGUUUAUGUAUAAAAAGAGUGUUCCUCUUUCCCAUCGCAAUAUAACCCUGCCCGUGGGGUUUCACUCAGUGGAUUGGCACGCCGAGUUGGGCUAUCGUAGGCGUGGCUCUCAGACGGAUGAGGGUAUAUCCCUCUAUCCACGUCGCGCCCAGGGCACAGGCGAAUCCCUGGGACUAUCUCUGACCCUUGAUGUCCAGGCGGAUGCCUACUACUGCUCCUCGUCAAGCAGCAUUGGCUUUAAGGUCGCCCUACACAGUCCCAAUGAAUCGCCAAAUGUACGCGAAACCGGCGUCCUGCUGGCGCCGGGAAUGGAGACAAAACUAAGGAUAGAUCCGGCAAAGAUCCUUACGGAGAAGCACCUGCGCUGGGUGGACCGCAAGUACAGGCGGUGUGUGUUUCGAAAUGAGCUAAAGCUCCGCUGGUUCGCCCACUACACGCAGAGGAAUUGCGUGUCGGAAUGCCUAUCCGGUUGGCUGCUCCGCCACUGCGGCUGCGUGACCUACUAUAUGCCGCGACUCAACUGGAAUGACACCACCUGCCCGGUGGGCAAGCUGGAGUGCGUGGAGCUUAUACGUUUUAGGACCAUCGAGGCCAUGGAGUCCUGCCUGGAGCAGUGUCUGCCCUCGUGCUUUGACUUGAACUUUAGCGGGAUUGGUUAUGCCACGAAGAUCUCGCACGAUGGCUUCCGGCAGACGCAUCCCAAUGGUCGCUGGAACUUUACGGAUGCGUAUGUGGAGCGCAGUGUGGCAGUGGUGAAUAUGUACUUCAAGGAGCCGGCCUUUAGGGCCAGCAAGCAGACCGAGUUUAUAGGAUUCUCUGAUUUCCUAUCUUGCGUUGGCGGUUUAAUGGGUCUAUUUUUGGGCUUCAGCUUCCUGUCCAUUGCCGAGUGUGUUUACUUUGCUUUGAUACGUCCCUGCCGCACUUGCUCCGAAAUCAGACAACUUAAUCAACUGAAGGCACAGCCCCUGUCGGGCCAGAUUAGAUAUAUAACACCGGGAAAUUGGUUCCAGGCCGAGUUGGCCCAUCAGCAGCCCAAAAGGCUACAUUUUAAUCCUGCUUAA